CCGGAUGGGGGAGCCGCGUAUUGCAUAGUGAAAUCAAGUGCCAGUCGCCCCAAAUCGAAAAAGAGCGCGGCAAGAAGAGACGAGCCGCCGCCUUCGCUUCCCUCCCUCCGCUCAGGACGUGACAGAAUCACUCGCUCGCUCGCGGAGACCCGUUGCCUUCUUUGCCUCCAGAGGCCUGUGGGACUGCGCUUUGUGGCUUUGCCGUUUUGACCGGACGACGCCCAACACAACGGAAAGGGGGCGAGAAGCAGCAGAAGAAGCCCGAGCUUGAGCUUUCCACCGAGGAGGACACACACACACACACACACACACACACACACGUCAGUGGUAGUUGCCACUUAGAGAUUGACCAUGCCGCAGGUAAGUCGGGCGGUUUGCCAUCUUUUUAUUCAUUUCGUGCCGGUGGGAGGGGAACUUUUCUCACUGACAGGGGGUGGCAAAAAACGUUUUUCCGCAGAGUCUGGUGUUCGCCGAGCAAGUGCCCACGUACGUGUACCAGAACGUGAACUUCCAAGCCACCGUCAAGCUGGUGGACAGCCACAAGGCCAAAGUCACGGGGUACGUCGGCAACUGCGAGUGUCAUAACGUUACAUUUCCCUUGUGCCAGUGUCUAAACGGCAACUUUGUCUCUUUGCAGUGUCCGCAAGCCACUGCAAGUGUCUCUGCGCUUCCACGACACGUACGACCUGGUGGAAGACCAAGAUGCCGUGCUCCGCGUGGCCUCAGAGGCCCUCAUCGACCCCAACACGGGGCUGGCUCUGCUCUCCAUGAGUCUACACACACUCACAGCCACUUGCGACGGACGCAACUUCUGUCUCGAAGUGCGCAGCGCCGACGCAGACAUCGAGUCGGUCUUUUCAUCGCCUGUGAACGUCGUCAAAGAGAAACUGCAAGUGGUGACGCAGCCCCCCGACGUCUGGUUUAAAGACGAAGGAGGUCGCGAGAAGUGCAUGACGGUGGCUCUGACUCUGGUACCGGCUCCGGGAGCGUAUCUGGAAGACCGCGUCGUGCCACUGGACGUGAAGCUGCUGUACGAGUCCGGCAACACGGUGCUAAACCAGAGCAUCUUGAGACUAUUCCCUGACAUGAGACCCAAUAUGACGCACGGCCGAGCGACCAUUUCCUUCCGAAUCGACGACGUGUCAAAGAAUCACCAGGGACAAUCAUUCAUGCUGGAGAUCGGACCGGAGCAACAGGACGGCAGCUCCAUGUUCCAAGACAUUGCACCCACACGCACGUCGGUAAUUGCAAUUCGAUCCAAGCGUAACAAACGGAAACUCAAUGCCCAAGCGGCGGCGGCAGCGGCUGCUGCAGCGUCAGGGGUCUACGGCAUGCGUGCUUCUCCUCGGAGUGUUGCUGGCACCCCACGAACCCCUUACAUGAACAUGGGUGGAACACAGAACUCCCCGCAGUCUAUGGGUCCCAACGGGAUGAUGAUCGAGCCGCAUCCGCAACGCGCUCGCAAGUACUUGGCAACUAGCAACGCUAUGGGAUACAACGGCAUGAUGCAACAACCGCAACAACCAAUGGGCUCCAUGUCCUGGAGCAGCCACUUGAUGCAGCCCAAUGCCAGCUCUGUAUCCCCUAUGCAGCCGCAAACGCCACAGAACCAACAAGCGCCAGUCCAGACUCCAGGUUCUGGAGCUGGGAACAGCCCUGGAGCGGUGGAGUGGGCUCUCGGUGGCUUUGAGAUUCAUCCUGAUGGCUCCAUGAACACCGCUAGACCAAUCUAUCGCUGUCCGCAAUGCCGGCGUCUAAACGAUGUAGACAUGCUGGCUGCGGGGCCUGCUGUUUCGCACAGUCCGCAGUGCGUGUUCUCUCCCAACGGUGGCAAUGGCAACAUGAUGUACCGUUCUCAAAUGGAAGGAACGCCCAUGAACCAACAGCAAAUGCAACAACGAGGAUACGCAACAUACCAGCAGAUGGCUGAGCAGAGUAUGGGGAUGAGUGCACCGCAGACUUCUACUAGUAGCAGCUACGGCAGCAGCGCGAUGGUCGAUUCUUCGUCACUGAAUGUGCAGCAGAACACGGUAAACAUCACGUCCAAGCCCGAAGAUGUAUCUCCAAAGACACUCGCUACCUUCGCAGCUUCGUCAACUCAACGACCGUCUAUGACGAUCUCUCCAUACAUGAACAAGGUCACGACUGAAACAGGUUUACCGGCUAACAACGGACAAGAGCAGACAGCCAGUGGCAAUUUGUUCGAGAGCAAUGCAUUUCACAACCAAAUGGAGAUGAUGGGCAACAGUACUGAGAAAUUGUUCAUGAACAAGAGCACCGCAGUGGAAGAUGACCCCGCUUUGGACCCGCAACAGCAACAGCCUCAAAAUUAUCAACAGGAUGCAGGCGCAAACUUUGGUGGUGUCAUUGGCACGUCGCUGUUUAAUGAGAUGACCAGUAUGGGCAUUAAUCUGGACCAGAGCGAGCCUCAGUUACUGGGCGAGUUUGGUGGACUGCAGGGUAACACCCAGACACCUAAUGAUGAAGAUCAAGUGUUCUACAUCCUGGCACGGAUGUACACGGACGCACAGGAGCGCAAACUUGGUUUGCCUGCCUUUGACCAGUUUCAACGCAUGCUUGGUUUCUACAGUGAAGCUCAGGAUGAUGUUCAGACUCAAGUGGUUUUCCAUCCACUGCGCGAUAUCUGCUUGUCUAAUGAGGAGCGAGAAAAGAUCACGUCGCAGUUCGUGGAUGAACUCGGUCGGGACUCACAAGCGGUGCAUUCCCUACCCAAGUACCAGCACAAUCUCAUCAUGCUGCGUGAGGACGCACUGAUGUUCUACUGGAGCCAAUCGCUUGUAUGAGGCUGAUGUUGGGAUGAUAAUAGAGCCUCGGCGUAGGCAACCGUUGUGUUUUAAGGGCAAAAAGUACCCGUAGCGAGUCGGUAGUAAAACGCGUUGGUCGUGUAUAAGUGCGUGAGAUGCAUGUAAGUUACGUAGUUUAAUCGUUAAUCCAGUCAAAAGUCGUUAUUUUCAUAUCGAUACUACGUUGAACUGGC
This is a messenger RNA of Phytophthora nicotianae INRA-310, 2998 nucleotides long. RefSeq lists its product as hypothetical. The coding region runs from base 768 to 2804 and encodes 678 amino acids. NCBI's taxonomy places the organism in Eukaryota, Oomycota, Peronosporomycetes, Peronosporales, Peronosporaceae. The record is from RefSeq and is a predicted model, not a curated record. The transcript is spliced from 2 exons.